Cylindrotheca closterium is the source of this 867-nucleotide messenger RNA. The record is from the annotation of a GenBank genome assembly. Lineage: Eukaryota; Bacillariophyta; Bacillariophyceae; Bacillariales; Bacillariaceae.
AUGUCUGAUAGCAGUGAAGAGAGUACCCCAUUCCUCACUGCACUAGUAGCAGGAGGCUUUGCAGGGACAAGUGUCGAUGUUGCCCUCUUUCCAAUUGAUACGCUGAAGACUAGGAUGCAGUCACCUCAAGGGUUCAUGAAAGCUGGAGGUUUCUCUGGAAUUUACAAUGGAAUUGGUGCUGCUGCAGCAGGAUCAGCACCCGGUGCCGCAUUGUUCUUUAGUACCUACGAGACCGCCAAACCAAUGGUACUGAAAUGGCAAAAAUCAGUCGGAAUGGAAGACCAACCCGCCAUCUCCCACAUGAUCGCUGCCUCAAUGGGGGAGGCGAUGGCCUGUCUGGUUCGAGUUCCCACGGAAGUAAUCAAAGCUAAAAUGCAGACCGAUGCCCAGGCAUCAUUGGGAAAAACCUUCUCGCUGGUAUUGAAUGAAACGCACGGAUCUGUCCUCUCAUCCGUCACUGGGGGGCUAUAUCGAGGUUAUGGUAUCACAUUAAUGAGAGAGAUCCCCUUUGCCAUGAUUCAAUUUCCACUGUACGAAAAAGCCAAAUCGUGGUGGAGUGAAAAGAAAGGAUCCCCAGUCAACCCAAUCCAAGCGGCCAUGUGCGGAUCUGUAACAGGAGGAUUUGCCGCCGGAGUGACCACUCCUUUGGACGUCGUCAAGACGAGACUCAUGUUGGGAGCCGACAGAGAUGGCAAGCAAUAUUUAAACGCGAUUGACGUAAUCCGUCGAACACUGAACCAAGAAGGACCCAUGGCCUUUAGCAGUGGGAUCCAACCGAGAGUCAUGUGGAUUUCAAUUGGUGGCUUUGUAUUUUUCGGAGCCUACGAAGUGGGCAAGAAGUUGGCGGGGCCAAUGCUCGGUCAAUGA